Messenger RNA from Epinephelus lanceolatus (giant grouper), 1120 nucleotides. Its product is annotated as methyltransferase-like protein 27. The record is from RefSeq and is a predicted model, not a curated record. NCBI's taxonomy places the organism in Eukaryota, Metazoa, Chordata, Actinopteri, Perciformes, Serranidae.
CCAAUCAGGACUGACUAGCUCACCUCUGGUCCACAUAUAUCUCCGAUCAUCGUCACUGCUCUCUCUCUCUCACAUCUGCUUCUCUACCUGAAUCCAUUCACACAGGUUUGAAGUCAUAACCUCAUCAUGUCAGACUGCAGCAGAACUGUGGAGGAUGUGAGGACUCUCCUUCAGUCCAGAAAAGGCUUGAAUCCACAGCAGAUGGCGAAGUUCUUUGACAACUGGGCAGAGACGUACGACCAGGAUGUGAAGACGCUUAACUACAGAGAGCCAAAUCUGGCGGUAGAUUUCCUGAACGCCAACUUCCCUGGGAGUCGUGAGGAGGCUCAGGUUCUGGACAUCGCCUGUGGGUCUGGACUGGUCGCUAAACUGAUGGCUGAACUGGGCUUCAAGCAUUUUGUUGGAGUGGACUGCAGUAAUAGCAUGCUGGAACUAGCUGCAAAGACUGGCCUCUAUCAGGACCUCAAACUGGCCAUACUGGGACCAGAACCACUGCCUACACAGACUGGUGCUUUUGAUGUUGUUAUCAUCGCCGGCGCUUUACGUGAUGGUUCUGUGCCAGUCAGCGUUAUCAGGGAGCUGUGGCAAGCCGCCAAACCAGGAGGUUACAUUUGCAUGUCGAGAGUGGAUACAGCGUCAGAGUCAGACAAAAGCUACAAGGUGUCUGUGGAGAAAGAGCUGCAGCUGAUGGAGGAGGAGGGACUGUGGACUCCAGUGGACACCAAAGAUAUGGAAAAAUACUUCAUAGACCCUUUUAAUAACUAUGAAAAAGAGCAGGAUGCCCAUUACCUUAGUGGUACCAUGUACCUGUACAGGAAGUCACUUAAUUAGUCACUCUACACCUGUAUACAUUUCUUCACGGUCUGGUCUGUAUAUUCAACAUAAUGUCACUAAGUACGCAAAAGUUUAUGAGGACAUUUUGAUCCUUGUCAGUGCUAUUAAGCCCCAAACUAUGAUUGGACAGUUUUUCAUUGAUACAUGGCUUUGCCUGGGUCCAGACCUGGAAAGUUCAGUCACAAUGAUAAACAUUCAGUCAUUAAAUACAAAAGGCUAAAUAAUUAUCAUUUAAUGUAUGUUUUUCAUGCAAUCAUGACAAUAAAUGUAUACAUUUAAAGAAAAA